Molecule: messenger RNA, 1567 nt
Organism: Phyllotreta striolata
Lineage: Eukaryota; Metazoa; Arthropoda; Insecta; Coleoptera; Chrysomelidae
Source: the annotation of a GenBank genome assembly
GCCAGAGCGAUUUAAGAAAGCAUCAAUUCAAAAUAGUAUUAUCGCUCCAGAUUUUCGUUUGUGCUUAAAGGGUCCUCGCCGUUUCGCGGAUCUCCUUUUUGGGUUUAGAUGAACGUUAUUGUUUGUUAGUGAUGAAUUGUGAGUUUAAAAUGAAAGACGUUUUACUUUCGCCGCCUUCCACGCCGCCCCUCAAGACGAUGCCCGGCGAUGAAAAUAUGCAACAAUCGACCAUCCUUCAACUGAAAAACUUCCUUGGACAAAAGCGCACGUUGCAGCACUGCGGUUUGUUAACCCCUCAACCAUCAGAUUCGGAAAACGAGGAUAUAGACGUGCCUCCGAAAAAACGGUACCGCUAUAAUCCGAAUGUUGUGUAUCCACCACCCACGAUAACACCGCCCAAAUCACCAGCAAAGAUCCUCCAAAGUCCUACAACAAAUGAUCGAAUUAGGAACCCGGCGCCAAUCCCCACGAGAACUGUCUCCGUAAUCAUGAAAGCGAAUCCGGACGGUACCUGCUCAUCCCUGCCCAUGCCGGUGGUACGACAGGAAGAGAACAUCCUGAAGAGCUUGAAGUUCAAAAUGAGACAUAAGAUAGAUUUAGUGGAGAACGAGCCGCCUAAAGAGGAGCCCAAGCAGACCCCAGCACCCUCUAAAGUACCAUUACCGGUGCUGGCUCCGAAGAUCUUGGCGCCCAACGCGCCUGCUACCAUCUACAUAUCGGCGGAUGGGAACGUGCUACCCACUCAAAUCGUCUUUAUCACGCACACACCGACGACGCCGGCUCCGCCGUCGCGACGCCGCAUAUACGAGUGUAAAUACGAGGGAUGCGGCAAAAACUACUUCAAGUCGUCCCAUUUGAAGGCGCACAAUAGGAUACACACGGGCGAGAAGCCGUUCGUGUGCCAGUGGGAGGAUUGCGGAAGGCGCUUUUCCAGGUCCGACGAGCUUUCCAGGCACAAACGCACGCAUACCGGCGAGAAAAAGUUCAAAUGCACGUUCUGCCAGAGGAAGUUUAUGAGGUCCGAUCAUUUGGCCAAGCACGUCAAAAGGCAUUCGAGGGAUAGACUGAAUGCCGCGAAAUUGAACAUUUUACCUGUCUUAAGGCCUAUUCAACCGGCUACAAAAUUAUCGUAAUAUCGAAUGCCUGGUGUAGUUGAAUAACAAGCGAAGCCGUCACGAUUUCUAAAACUGUAAAUACGUUACGAAAGUCAAUUAAAUUGUGACUGCUUCUGCCUUAAUCAUUCGGAAUUCUGAAAAAAAAAUCUUGUUUUAAAACACUUUUUUAUUCUUUUGUAUUAAUUUGGAUCUCUACAAGCAAUUUGACGUCCCCAUAAGGAUAUUUUUGUUUUUAUAUUUUAUUUUGUACAUUCCCCUUAGUUGCUAGUUCUAUUAAAAGUGAAUUAAUUUCACAUAUUUUAUCUGUGAUCGAAUUAUUAUUUAUUUUAUCAAACGUUAGCGUUCAGUUUAUGUUAUGUUAAAAUUAGAAUUAAUGUGUAUAUUUUGAUUCGUUUGUAAAAGUAUUCUAUUUUUUUACAUUUCUAAUUCUUUAUUAAUACGUAGGGUACCUA